UCUAUUUAUUUUGGUUUUGUGCUAACGACAUCGACCAACGUGCUCGAACAGUAACCGCUCUCCGUUCGGUUUUCUACGCGAUCCUUUUAAAUUUAAUCAUGUACUCUCGACGCCGCGCAACUUUUACCAUGUAUUAGCACGUGUUUCUGUCAACACAUAAACGCUCGUUAUCGUCGGAAAUUCGUGAUAUUUAACGCGUGUGUUCCUUUGACGUUAAUCAAUUAGAUAAUCGGCGAUACGCUACUCCGUUGUUCGGCAACUUUGAUUACGCAGAACAAAAAGGUGUUCUACGGUCAGUGAAUCCGACGCGAGGAUGUCAAGAUGACUCGUGCCUCGAAGAAGAAGAAUGGGAAUUUGCGGCGGAGCGUCGAAUCCGUGCUAGAGCCAACGUCUAAGUUCCCGUCGAAAUGGCAGAUUAAAUCGUUCGGAAGGCAGGGUAUGAUCUUCGUUUCGUUAAUUGAGUACCGAUCGAAGAAAAAUCGCACUUGUCGCAGUUAGUCGGUGACCCAUUAACGAUCGACCGACCGCAGUCUGUUGACUCGACUACAAGCUAUCUAUUCAAGACGGAAUGCUUUGUUUACCCGCGAUAAUUAUUUCUACAGAUACGAAUACAGAUUCUUAAAAUAGACCGUUGACGGACUCGCGUGAACCGUUCUUCCUGGACUAUUAAUAUUUACAAACAUCCGUCCGCCCGGCGAAUGUUCAAUUCCUUCGGCAGAAUAUUUUGUUUCCGAAGGAAUUAGACAGUAUGGAAACAUCGAACGAGGAUGCGAGCGAUUUGCACGAUUUUUGGAAAGACUGGGACCUGAAGAACCUAACGGAGGCCGAGUACUUAACGAAGGUACUCGGGCCCAAGUAUCUGCCCAUGAAGAUGGUGAUACCGCUCACGAUUGCGUACGUGGUGAUAUUUGUCACCGGCAUAUUCGGGAACAUCGCCACGUGCAUCGUCGUUAUGAAAAAUCCUUCGAUGCAAACCGCCACGAACUACUACUUGUUCAGUCUGGCCAUAUCCGAUCUUACUCUACUCGUGCUGGGAUUACCUAACGAGCUGGGCGUUUUCUGGCAACAAUACCCUUGGGCUCUAGGAGUCGGUCUUUGCAAGAUAAGAGCGUACGUGUCGGAAAUGUCUUCGUACGUGUCGGUCCUCACGAUAGUGGCCUUCUCCAUGGAAAGAUAUUUGGCCAUAUGUCACCCGCUUCGCGUUUACACGAUAAGCGGCUUGAAAAGGCCUAUACGUUUCAUCUUGGCUGCGUGGUCAAUAGCGCUAAUUUCCGCUAUACCGUUCGCAAUUUAUACGAAAGUCAAUUUGGUCGAGUACCCACCAGGUUCGGGUAAUUAUUCGGCCGAUUCGGCGAUUUGCGCUAUGCUACUGCCAUACAUGCCGAAGUUUCCUCUUUACGAGCUGAGCAGCAUCAUAUUUUUUUUGAUACCGAUGCUGGUGAUUCUGGUCGUCUAUACGAGGAUGGGCUUGAGGAUCAGGAACAGCACGCGGGACACGCUGAAUUCGGUGGUGCACGGCGCGAUUCACGGAGACUCGCAAAUUCAAACCCGGAAGUCCGUUAUCAGAAUGUUGAGCGCCGUGGUUAUUUUGUUUUUCAUCUGUUGGGCCCCGUUUCACGCUCAACGGCUGCUCUACGUCUACGCUCAGGAGUCCGACUAUUAUCCAGACUUGAACGAAUGGCUGUACAUUCUGAGCGGAUGUCUUUACUACUUCAGCACAACCGUGAAUCCCAUUUUAUAUAAUUUAAUGAGUGUAAAGUACCGGCAUGCGUUCAAGCAAACGAUAUGCUGCAAGACGAGAAAGACAGGAAGGAGGAGCUGGGCCACCAGGGAUUCCCAGAUGUGCCAAACCAAUUCCAACGGAAAGACUCACGACACAAACUUUAAGCGUUCCGUAAGGUAUACUAUCAGCCAAGCGAAAGAGAUGUUUCGUUUCACUGCAAGUCGGGAGAGCGUGAGUAAAGACGGGAAUAUGAACGACAAUGUUUCUCAUAAAUCUUAUCCGCCGAAGAAAGUAGAUUCUAGCAGACCUCUUCUCGAUCGAAUGCACUCCGUUGCUCGGGAACAAACGAGCAACGUAAGUUCUACAUCCGAGGGGACGACGAAAGAGUCCAUGUCCACGGCCAGUAGUAAUUUGUGAACUACGUAAACUGUACAUUUUUUGCGUUGUUUGUCACACGAUACUUGUAUAUAGUAGCUGUAAAUUAAUAGAGCGUAUUAUUAUUUAUUUUUUGACGAUUUGUUGUGUCGUUUUUGAGCCAAUUUUUAUCCGAUUUUACCAGAUUGUAAAAUUUCUGUAAUUAAUAAAAGGUUUCGACGACGAACCGUAACCAUUUCCUACGAGUUCCUCUAUUCGAUGCACGUUGCAAUCUCGUACGAUUUUAUUAGUAGAUUUCAAUCGCUUCCAGCCGGACUUGGAGUUUCAAUCGACGCAACGUUUUCUAAUCCAAUGCUUAUCGUCUAAAAGCUUCCUUACAGACUGAAUAAGGACAAAAACGAAGAAACGUAAUAGUAUUAUGUCGGUGCUCGGUUGGAAGACGUCAAAGGUAAAAUUUCUUUCUCUACAUUUUAAUUCUUGGCACGACGAUUUUAAUCCUCGAUGGUUACACCAAGCCAAUGGAAUUCCCUUUCGAGCUCGAAGAGGAUCUUUUAGUUUGCCAGUUCUACCAGCUACAUUUGCCAAAGGAAGCCGUCGAAUACCGUUUCUAUAGUCGUGGCAAAAUGACCGAAUAUCAGUCGCGAAAAACCUUGAUCCGUCGACCGAGAAAACACGUGGUGCAUUUCUUGAUUGGCAGUGCAUCAGCAAACGAUA
Colletes gigas is the source of this 2812-nucleotide messenger RNA. RefSeq names its product neuropeptides capa receptor. Bases 749 to 2140 code for a protein of 463 amino acids. Lineage: Eukaryota; Metazoa; Arthropoda; Insecta; Hymenoptera; Colletidae. The record is from RefSeq and is a predicted model, not a curated record. The transcript is spliced from 8 exons. Gene Ontology annotation, molecular function: neuromedin U receptor activity. Gene Ontology annotation, cellular component: plasma membrane. Gene Ontology annotation, biological process: neuropeptide signaling pathway.